AAAGACUGAAAGCAGAGUAGAAAGCAGAGUAGAUGCGUGAGUGUGUUAAGUAAAAAAGGGAAAAAAGAGGGGGGUAGGAAGACUGUGAGCUUGAGAAGGUAGAGCUUGACUUUUUGUUAUGUACAAACACAUCUGAUUUAUGUUGACUAGUUUUGUUGAUUAAUUUUUUUAUUUAAUUUUUUCAAAUAUGGUGAUAUAAUUUUUGCCUCGUUAUUAAUAUUUCUCUAUACCUAUUGUCAACAUGUCAAGACUAUCGCCAAGAUCCCAGCUUGAACACGAAAAGAGGGUAAGAAGAGAGAUUGCCAACAGCAAUGAGAGACGACGGAUGCAAAGCAUCAAUGCUGGUUUCAAUUCUCUGCGUACCAUGCUUCCUAAACAUGAUGGAGAGAAACUUAGCAAGGCGGCAAUAUUGCAGCACACAGCUGAGUACAUUCAUCAACUUGAGCAGGAGAAAACUCGUUUACUAUCUGAAAUAUGCCAAUUGAAGCGAUCACAAAAUUGUAGCGGAGAAAAUGAUGGUUCUUUUCAAAAUGUUGCACCUCUGAAAAAGGUGAAAAUUGUCAAUACUGGUAUAAUUGAAUCAGAUUCCUCAGAUGAAGGUAUACAAUGUCAAAUUAAUUCUCGGACAACCACCACCUCAGGAAAUGAAAGUGAAAUAAAUGUCGACGAGUUAAAAAAUGAUCUGGUCGAGGUUAGAAAAGUUCUAGACCGAGAAAGGCGUUUGAGGAUGCAAUUAGAAGACCAAGUUAGAGCCUUAGAAGCUCAAUUAUAUCCAGAAAGAAUCAAAGAGAUAGCUCAACAAGUUCAUUUACAGUUCAAUUCAAAUACUGAGGACAGCCAUAUUUCUGCAAGUGAAGAGACAGCUGCUGCUGUCUCUUCUGUUGUCAAUGAUGAAAUUGUUGCUGAGACAAUUGAAAUCGAAACCCAUAGCUGUCCAGAUAGCCCCCUUCAUCAAACUACCUUUGUUGUUACAGCACCAACAAGUAAUCCUAAUUCAUCACCUCCAAGUCCAACUGGAGGAGAAACACCACAAGAUUUGUCAACCAAACCAAUUAAACUUUCAUCGGUACCAAUGACAACGACACCUUCUAAGGCUAAUCAAAAAUCUGCGCAACCUGCAGCCAUCGCCCUUCCAAUAGAUGUACCUUUUGUAGGCAAUGAAACGACUGGACCAACAACAGUAACUCUUCGGAUAAUCGGUUCAAUCGGAGACGCCACUGCUAGACUCGAAGCUGCUAUUCCUAAUACAACUUCACGACAAAAUCUUGAUACCAUAGUUGAGGCCAUUCGACAUUUAGAGGGUGACCAUCUAUUUAGAGAUGACAUGAAGUUAGUUACCGCUGCAGUCACUCAUCCCAUGUAACUUACCUGGUCCUCAAAUUGUAAAAUUUACUUUUCUUCAUGAUAAUGUUUCGAAGCUCGUUGCACCCAUCUUAUUAUAUUGAAAUAAUAAAAAUCAUUCAACAAAAACUUCAUUCAGAUAUUUUUUCUGAGAUGCCUAAAAGAUACUGCUUCACCUUUGCCAUCAAAUUAUGCAAUUAUUUUGUUAUAUUAUUAUUUAGCUACAACUGAACAGCUACAUGAUUAAACUGUAUUGUUUUUUUGUCAUAA
Messenger RNA from Tetranychus urticae (two-spotted spider mite), 1611 nucleotides. RefSeq names its product transcription factor cropped (gene crp). Gene Ontology annotation, cellular component: nucleus. Gene Ontology annotation, molecular function: RNA polymerase II cis-regulatory region sequence-specific DNA binding; DNA-binding transcription factor activity, RNA polymerase II-specific; protein dimerization activity. Lineage: Eukaryota; Metazoa; Arthropoda; Arachnida; Trombidiformes; Tetranychidae. The record is from RefSeq and is a predicted model, not a curated record. Gene Ontology annotation, biological process: regulation of transcription by RNA polymerase II.